AUGUUCAAGGUUGUUAAAAGGCUGAAGCUGUUAAAGAAGGGACUGAAAGCAUUAAAUACACAAGCUUUUAAUAACAUAGUGACAGAAACAAAUAAAGACAGGACUAAUCUAAAGAAGGCUCAGGAGCAAUUGCAGAGAAGACCCUUAAAUAUGGAGUAUCAACAAGCUGAAGUUAAAGCAUAUCAAAAGUUUAGGAAGUCAUCCUACUUAGCUGAAGUAUAUUUACAACAAAGGAGCAAAGCAACAUGGAUAAGAUUGGGAGAUGAUAAUACCAAAUACUUUCACUCAGUAAUCAAGCACAGAAAACUGAAGCAGGCAGUUACUCAGAUAAAAGACAGCUCUGGGAGGACAACAAAUGAUAGAGUGAAGACCUUCAGUAGUAUAAUCAGAAAAGGAAGCAGAUUAUCAGAACCACAGCAAGAUAAAUUAAUGCAACCUUUCUUGGGAAGGGAAGUGAAGCAAGCUAUGUUCCAGAUAGACAGCAAUAAGAGUCCUGGUCCAAAUGGAUUUGGGAGUGAUUUUUAUAAAGCAACAAGGCCAAUAGUGGGAGGAGAUAUUACUGAAGCAAAAUUGGAGUUCUUUCAGAAUGGAAGAUUGCUUAGACAGAUAAACACCACUAACAUUGCUUUGAUACCUAAUGUGGAGGCUCCUGAAACUUGGAUCAUGAUAUGUGUUUCUACUGCAAAGUUCACAGUUAAAGUUAAUGGAGAAGGGCAUGGAUAUUUUGCUGGUAAGAGAGGACCGAGGCAAGGUGAUCCUAUGUCACCAUUGCUGUUUGUUUUGGUCAUGGAGUAUUUGUCCAGAACAUUGAGUAUAAUCAGCAGGUUACCAGACUUCAGAUUUCAUCCAAUGUACAAAGAGAUCAAGCUGACUCAUCUUAUUUUUGCUGAUGAUCCGAUGAUAUUUUGUAAAGGCAAUACCAGUUAUGUGAAUAGAGUGAUGGAAGCCCUUGAUCACUUCAGUAAAGUUUCAGGAUUGAUUGCCAACAUGGAGAAGUCAAACAUCUUUGUAGCUGGGGUUGGAGAUGAUAUCAAAAAGCACAACUGCUGA
Nicotiana attenuata is the source of this 1050-nucleotide messenger RNA. RefSeq lists its product as uncharacterized. The coding region runs from base 1 to 1050 and encodes 349 amino acids. The record is from RefSeq and is a predicted model, not a curated record. The transcript is spliced from 3 exons. Lineage: Eukaryota; Viridiplantae; Streptophyta; Magnoliopsida; Solanales; Solanaceae.